Messenger RNA from Cutaneotrichosporon oleaginosum, 1467 nucleotides. RefSeq lists its product as uncharacterized. Lineage: Eukaryota; Fungi; Basidiomycota; Tremellomycetes; Trichosporonales; Trichosporonaceae. The record is from RefSeq and is a predicted model, not a curated record. Gene Ontology annotation, molecular function: protein binding.
AUGGCUGCUCCGGCCCUCUGUCCUCUCACGUCGGGCUCGCCUCCCCGCAGCUCGCGUCUGCAGGUCAUCCGCAAGCCUAGUCUUCGAAUCCGGCAGGCGGUUCGCGACAACAAUGUCCCAUUGCUCAUGAGGCUGCAACACAAGGGAGACCUGCGCAACACAGAUAAGGCGCGGUUGACGAGCUUGGCAUGGGCCGCACUCGAGUUGAGCGUCGAAGUCUUUGAGUGGCUGCUCCUCGAGUACGGUCACGACGAUUUUGAGCUCUCGAGAGAUGCGGACAACAAUAACAUUUUCCACUUUCUUGCUGCCGCGCCCGCCCCCCCAGGGCUUUCACCCUUCACGAAUCAGCUCUUCUCUGACCCGCUCUUCCCACCGCGGCCCCCGCUUCCAACUGAGCAAGCGAUUGAGCUAAGCCUCCGCAUGACCGAAGUGUACUAUGACCUCUUCCGUAUCGUCGAUUGGUCCAACUCGUCGGGCAAAACGCCCCUCCAUUAUGCGGCACAGGUGGACAACUCGCCAUUUAUCGACCUCUUCUGUGAGCUAGGCGCGGACGUUGACCUCGCCGACCUACAGGGCAAUACCCCGCUUCACUAUGCCAGCGCAUGGGGACACCUGCAGAGCGUACGAGUUCUGCUGGAGCGAGGCGCACAGAUGGGUUUGCGCAACCUGGAAGGAUUCACGCCGGCCGACUAUGCGUACUCCAAUUCCGCACGCGUCUCUCUCGACAACAUGGCUCGGGAGGUGAACGAGGAACGCCGAGCGCGGCGCAAGGAAGCGAAGCGGCUGGAGCGCCAGGCGCGCGAGAGGGAGGAGAGAGAGCUGGUGGCCGCGCAGGAAGCAUGGGAGCGCCAGCAGGCCGAGACUCGUGAGCAGGAAGAGCGCGAGCUCGCAGAGGCGCAAGAGGAGUGGGAGCGCCAACAAGCUGCGCGCGAGCGAGAACGUGAAGCUACCUCUAUGCGGAUAGCUCAGGUAGCGGGGUCCGACAUGUCCAGCGAUUGCCAUGGAAGGGAAUCGGAUACAGGGACGAGGCCGGAUUACUUUCAAGCACAAAACCAAGGCGGAUUAGACCGCUCCUUAGAGGAGCAGUUUCGGGGGACGGGCUACGAUGUACCUCGCAGUGUCUCUGCAGCCGCCAAUGCCGCUACCCAAGCACGCGACCGCCGCGGGUCAAGCCGAUCCGAGCGCACGCCUGUGUCGAACGGUGCCUGCGUGCGCGAUGGUUCGCCGACGCCGCAACGCAGGAUGGGAAUGCCAAGACUCGCGGUCGCAGGUCCGACACCACCGCAAGCCUCCGCACUCGGCCCGCCGCAGCAGCCUCCAACGCCGACAUUGCCCCAAACCCCUAUUCGACGCACUCCCCAUCCCACUCCGCCAAGGUCGCCUUUCCCGGUCCAACCGGGCAUGCGACGGACGGACUCGACGCACAGUGCCAACAACAACGCGCCCCUUCUGCAGAACAUCUUUUAA